Molecule: messenger RNA, 1180 nt
Organism: Aricia agestis (brown argus)
Lineage: Eukaryota; Metazoa; Arthropoda; Insecta; Lepidoptera; Lycaenidae
Product: RIB43A-like with coiled-coils protein 1
Exons: 9
Coding region: 42-1178 (378 amino acids)
Source: RefSeq, a predicted model, not a curated record
AACUUUUAAACAAAAAACAUCUUCUCUUUUAAAUUAAAAACAUGUUGAAACUACAAAUCGCGACUGAGCAAGAUAGAAAAGAAGCCCAAAAUAGGGAGAGACGCAGGCAGUGCGAGUUAGAACGGAGAUCGCGCAUUUUCAAUGCGAGGAACAGGAAAAUUGGUGUCGAUGUGCCGUUUCUCGAGCGUCAGAUAGAAGAGAAGCGAGCAGAGCAAGAUGAACAGAAACGAAGGAACCUCGCCUUUGCCCAGCAGAUGAUAAAGGACAGCAACUUGGCCGUUGAGCUGGAAGCCAGAGAGAGGGAGGAGCGCCGCCGCCUGGAGCUGGAGAUAGACGAGUACAGGCGGCAGUACCAGCGGCGCGAGGACCGGCGGGAGUUCGACCUGUACGACCCACACGCGCUGAAGCAGCUGCAGCCGCGAGCCACUGACGAGGCCGUUGGACUGGCCAGCGCCCAGAAGUUUGAAGGGGAGGACUUGCAGUACGAGGAGCGUAGGAAGAUCAUGGCGGCGCAGCGGAAUGCGUGGCUGGAGCAGCAGGUCCAGGAGAGAAAGGCCGCGGAAGAUGAGAGGAGGAAGGCUGAAGACGCUUACAUGAUGGCCAUAAAAGCCAGAGACGCUCGCGUAGGCGAGCUGGACAGACUCGAGCGGGAGUGUCGGUACAGGCUGGGUCAGGCCAAUCUCAGGUACAACGAGGCGCUGACAUCAGAGAGGAGGCAGUUGGAGCAGAUGAUGAGGGAGCAAGAGGAGGCUGACAACACCGCCGAGAUGUACAACCAUCUCACGUCUGAUAUGCUGACGGAGAAUCCGGACGUGGCGAAAAGCGCUCUUGGGAAUAACAGAAUGAUUGGAUAUUUGUACAAGGGAAUGAACCAAGAGGAACAGAAAAGGUUUUACGCAGCACAAAAAGAACAAAUGGUGGCUGCCAAGAUGAAACGCGAAGACGAACAGAGGAUGGAGGCAGAGUGGCAGGCCCUAGGCAAAGCUGUGCAGAAUGAGGUGGCGCGCCAGGAUAUAGAAGAGCGAAGAAAAAGAAGGCAACUGGCAAAGCAGCUUAUGGAAGAAAAUCAGCUUCUAGCCCUCCAACAGAAGGAGAAGGAGAAAUACUACAAAGAAGUGUUCGUUAACAACAUACCAACAGAAGAAUAUUACUCGCAGUUUAAUACGACAACUAGAUAAAU